Messenger RNA from Durusdinium trenchii, 2062 nucleotides. NCBI's taxonomy places the organism in Eukaryota, Dinophyceae, Suessiales, Symbiodiniaceae. The record is from the annotation of a GenBank genome assembly.
GUGGUUGGGAUGCACUAACCAGUGACUUGGAUGUGCACUGAUGGCUUUCUGCCUGCAUAGCCCAAGAUGGUCUGGAGGCGAAUUUGGUUCUUGUGUAGCUUGCAGUUCCUUAUCACAAACAGCUCGUGGACAGAAAAGCUGGACCACGGAAGCAUUUCGGGAUUUCCGAGCUAUGAUGAGGCCAACAAACUGUUGGAGCAGUUCUUGCAGCAGCACCCAAAUGAGCUAACGAAGCAACAGAUUGGCAAAAGCUUUGAGAGUCGGCCAAUCUAUGCAUACAUUCUUGGAACCAGGGAUGGAAGGCAGCAACAUCCGCCUCAGGUGUUGCUGACUGCCUUGACACAUGCACGGGAGCCAGCAGGCUUAACGGUGCUGAUCUACUUUUUGGGGCACUUGCUUGAUCAGUUUCAGCAAGGUGAUGCCCAGGCCCGCUACAUCCUGGAGAUGCGAGAAGUGUGGUUUGUGCCCUUUGUGAAUCCUGAUGGUUAUGUGGCAAAUCAGGGCCUUCGCAACAAGGUUAUCAGGAAGAAUAGAAGACCAACCUGUCGGUCUUCAAAGAAUGGAGGUGUUGACUUGAACAGGAACUUCGGCGUACAUUGGUCCAGCGGAUUCGAUGGCUGCAACGAGGAGCAUGGUGGAAAGCAACCGUUCUCUGAGCCGGAGACCCAAGCGCUGAAAACAAUUUGCGAGGAUAACAGUUUCAAGACGGCCAUGAACUUUCACGCCUAUGGCAGCAUGCUGACUCACCCGUACAACUGGGCCAACACAGACUUGCUGCCUGCUGAAGACAAAGCCGUUUACAAGGAGAUUGCUCGAGUGUUUGGCUUCAAGAAGUUCGGGACGGCAAUUCAGACAGUGGGCUACACAACCACUGGCGAGUCUGACGACUGGAUGUAUUCCGCGAGGCACAUUAUCUCAAUGUCGCCGGAGGUGGGUCCUGAGAGUGGUGGCUUCUGGCCACCACGAUCAGAGAUUGCUGGCAUCAACUCUCGCAACUUUGAUCGGACCUCGUAUGUGGUCCUAAAGGCUGGAAUGGAGCUGAUGGUAGAGGGAGCCUACCAGCGACUGGAAGAGUUUCUCCAGAAAGGGCCUCGCCCGCCAGGUCUGGAUGAUUUGGUAGGGGGUAUACCAGAAAGCCUGCUACAGAUCAGGAUAUCCAACCUGGGGCUUUCAUCAAGUGUUGGGAAGGUGCUUCACGUUGGCAUCCAGGGGGUGGCCGUUGGUACUCCAGGCGACGGUGGCUUGCUCCUGCAGGAUGGCAAAACGCAGCAGUUGUUUGCGGCCAACGGAAUCAUAUCUUUUCAGGUCGGAACCAUUGAGAAGCGCAGCAGCCGGACUGUGUGGAUUAUACCAGCAAGGUCUUGGCAGGCUGGGACGCUGCUGACCUGUGUGGCCGAGGCUGCCUCGGGCUCCCGAGUUUGUCAUUGUUCGUCGUCUGGAAGAGAGAUUUAUGCUUUGCCUGAUUCGACUAUUUCUGGCUCUUCGAAGCUUUGCGCAGCUGCUCUAGGAGUUCAAGGCUUCACAACAGCUGAGCCAAUUGCAGAGGUGCCCGGCGUUGCCCAGACAAGGAUUCCAGCAACUACAGGGUUUGCAACCACUGCGCCUUUCUUCCAAAUCGCAUCGGGCACAACUCGAUUGCCUUUCAGCCUGGGACAAGAGAAGCUGAUGGAGUCUUCGUCUCUGCCAGGCGACUUGAGCCAGGACACAGUCUCCGCUACGUGGCUACUUCUAGCUUUGGGCAUUACUUUUGUAGGGAUGUUCCUAUGUUUGUUCAUGCAGAGCUAUGUGGUUCCUCGAGCUGUAGCUCGACGUGCUCCAACUGCUUUGGACUAUGAACGCAUCCCAGGUUUACAAGUGUCCCGUGUGGAAGAGGACAGUGAUGAUUUGGGUUUCAGCCCACAUGCCUGAGAAAUCCUGCGAGCAGAUGGAUGUGUCUCACGUCCUGACAAAAGAAACCGCGCUUGUGCUUCUGACGAAGGGGUUGAAAUGCAAAGUGUUGACAGCCCUACAUCGUUGUGGCUGUGCAGCACUCAGUGUAAAGUAAGGAAAGUAUUGACUCGUG